CUGUCUCGCUGUUCACCCUUAACCAAUAUCUUAUCGAAAAUGAUAGGUUUCCUCGAGAUAUGUGUUUUUCUGUUUGUCGUCUUGCACAUCUUGAGAAUUUAUUUUGCCGAUUGCGAUGCAGUACUACAUUUCUACGAGAGAUUUGCAAAGCCACCGGAUAAAAGACUACGAGGUAAAGUGAUUUGGAUUACUGGUGCAUCGAGCGGAAUCGGCGAACAUUUAGCGUACAAGCUAACUGAAUUUGGCUGCAAACUGGUGCUAUCAGCGAGGAGAAAAGACGAAUUAGACAGAGUGAAAAAUCAGUGCAUGAGCUUGGCAGGAAAGCUUUUUCCAUUAACAUUUGAGGAAGACUUUCUUGUUGUGCCAUUGGAUAUUACAAAUUUCGCUUCUCACGAAGACUGCGUUACCAAAGCUCUUCAACAGUUUGGCAAGAUUGAUUUUCUAGUGAAUAAUGCAGGAAUUUUACAGAUGGGUUCAUCAGUGGAUAGUGAUCUUGAUGUAGAUAUUUCAGUCUUGAACACAAAUGUACUAGGGACAAUCUCUCUUACCAAAGCUGUUCUGCCUCACAUGAUUGGAGAAGGAAAUGGUCAAAUUGUUGUAAUAAGUAGUGCCUCUGGGAAAUGUGCAGCAGGACCUAAUACAGCUGUGUAUGCAGCUUCCAAACAUGCUCUUCAGGGUUAUUUCAAUACUUUGCGCAUAGAAGUCCAUGAAAAGAAUGUUGGUGUCACAAUGAUAUGCCCUGGCCUAGUGUAUUCAAACAUUUUAAAAAAUGCAUAUCGAGAGAAUAUUGAGACUCGCAGGGAUCAAGUCUUUCCUGUGACAACCAUCAAAACAGAACGAUGCGUGCAUCUUAUUAUUAUUGCCAUGGCAAAUGCUUUGAAUGAAGUGUGGAUUGCUAUUCCAAAACGAAUGAUAGAAUUGUAUCUUUCACAGUAUCUACCACUUGUCAGGAACUGGUAA
Molecule: messenger RNA, 960 nt
Organism: Pocillopora verrucosa
Lineage: Eukaryota; Metazoa; Cnidaria; Anthozoa; Scleractinia; Pocilloporidae
Source: RefSeq, a predicted model, not a curated record